Messenger RNA from Lotus japonicus, 1468 nucleotides. RefSeq names its product FBD-associated F-box protein At5g56370-like. Lineage: Eukaryota; Viridiplantae; Streptophyta; Magnoliopsida; Fabales; Fabaceae. Gene Ontology annotation, molecular function: protein binding. The coding region runs from base 190 to 1389 and encodes 399 amino acids. The record is from RefSeq and is a predicted model, not a curated record. The transcript has 4 exons.
GAACAUCCCUCACUCAUGUAGGAGAGACAUAAAGACACCCCCAAGGUUUUGUCCAAAACCCUCUCCACUUCCGCUCCCAAACAGGUCCCUCUCUCACCCUCCCUAGCUCAAACUCAUAUUGGCAUCGAUCCCUUGAAUUUUCUGUUCCCAUCGCUCCUUGUUGAUCUAGGAUUUUGAGCUGCGCGAAGGAUGAGUGGAUCUCCGUCAGAGAGCUUCUCCUACGGCGGCGGCACCACCGUUCCUGAAUCCGAUCACUGUUGCGACUGGAUUAGCACCUUACCAGACGCAAUCCUCUGUUUCAUACUUUCCUUUCUCCCAACCAAGCAAGUCAUUGCUACAAGCGUCCUCUCCAAGCGGUGGCAGCCACUGUGGCGCUCAGUCUCCACUCUGGACUUCGAAGUUGGGACUUACUAUAACAGAAGCAAAGAGGAUUAUGCUCGUCUUCUUCACUCUGUUUCUGCACUCAUCCAGCAUCUUCACCAUCCCAUCCACAAAUUCCGCAUCAGAUGUUGCCAACUCCAAGAUUCUUUCCGCCCUUUCCAGUAUAUCUCUCCUUUUACUGAUCCUGCCCAUGUCACCAAAUGGGUUAAUGCUGCUGUGCAACGCGGAGGACUUCAACACCUCCAUCUCUGCCUCUCCUCCAAACUCGUGUAUCGUGAACCACCCAUCAACUUGUCUACCAUCGUCAUGUUCAGUUGUAAAACUCUGGUGGUUCUCAAGUUAGAGCAUAUCUGGUUGGAGCCAAUUUCCUCUGUUGAUCUACCAUUACUGAAAGUCAUGCAUCUAUAUUAUUUGACUUUCGCAGAACCUCGAUGUCUCGCCAAGCUUCUUUCUGGAUGUCCAAUUCUUGAGGAUUUUAAAGAAUUUAAAAUAAGAUUUGAAGAUGGUGAAGAUGACACUGAGACUGAGUUUAAAACCAUGCCCAAGUUGCUCAGAGCAGAUAUUUAUAAUUUUGAUUCAAAUAUUAUGCUGAAAGUGGUUAACAAUGUCAAGUUUUUGCACAUAGAUAGGAUUGAAGAGAGUCUUGUACAUGACACAGAACCCUACGAUUUCCCCAUGUUUCACAAUUUGACCCAUAUGCAACUUGACUAUAUUGAUUGCAAUAUUGAUUGGUCUGAUGUAGUGGAGUUGAUCAAGAAUUGCCCCAAGCUUCAAGUUCUUGUCAUUUACCAGCCAGAAGAAACAGCGAAUUGGCAGUACCCACCAUCUAUAUUACACCUUCAAAGAUGCACCAAAGAUGAUGAGUUUAAAUUUGCAAGGUAUAUAGCGGAAGAUUCGAACGAAGAUGACAAUAUGCAGUGGGAUUUUUAUAAAUUAACUAGUAGCCAACUAGAAUUGGUAGAUGAAAGUAGUUUCUACUAUUCUUCAUUUUUUUAUACUUCCUUUUAACUGUUAGCUAGCUACAACUAUCUACAAGACCUCAUCUUAAUUUUCAAAUUAAUUGAACUUAUUCGUUUAUGAUCAUUAA